AUGACACUCUAUUUAGUUACAGAUGCAUUUCGUAAACUUGGGUCACCUGGUAUUAAAAAUGAUGAUUUUUAUGAUCGAUUAAGUCGUAAAUAUUCAUUAAUUAUACUUGGUGUUUCAUUUUUAAUUGUUAGUUCAUCACAAUUUGUUGGUAAUCCAAUUAAUUGUUAUACACAAAAUAUUGCUGGUGGUCAUGUAAGUUAUGUUAAUUGGGUUUGUUGGAUAAGUUCAUCAUAUUAUGUACCAUUUGAAAAACCAUUACCAACACGUUAUGAAGAAAAACCAGAAAAAAUUCCAUAUUAUCAAUGGGUACCAUUUAUAUUACUUUGUAUGAUGUUUCUUUUCUAUUUACCUGGUUUUGUAUGGCGUAAUCUCAAUAAAUCAUGUGGUAUUAAUACAAAAAUUAUUGUUAAAAUGGUUACUGAUAUGGAUCAAUUAGAUGGUGAAAAACGAGAAAAAACUAUACGAUCUUUAGCAAAACAUAUUGAUAAAGCAUUAGCUUAUCAUCGAGAAUAUGAAUAUGGGUUAAUGUAUAAUAUUCGUCGACGUAUUGGAUCAUUUUGUUGUAUAAUGGGUCGUCAUUCAGGAAAUUAUUUAGCAAUGACAUAUGUAUUUGUUAAAUUACUUUAUAUAGCUAAUGCUAUUGGUCAAAUAUUUCUUUUGAAUAUAUUUAUGGGUCGUGGAUUUCAUUUUAUUGGUAUUGAAACAAUAAAACGUUGGUUAAAUGGACAAGAUAUGGCUGUUGUUGAACGUUUUCCACGAAUAACAAUGUGUAAAUUUUCUAUUCGAGCACUUGGUGAUAAUAUUCAACCAUUUGAUGUUCAAUGUCUUUUACCAAUUAAUAUUUAUAAUGAAAAAAUUUUCUUAUUCAUUUGGUUUUGGCUUGUUUUUGUUGCUUGUGCAUCAAUUUAUGGUCUUAUUAAAUGGUUUUAUUAUUUUACAUUAGAUGCACGAACAAAUUUUAUUCAAAGAUUUUUACAAGCAAAUGAAAUUCGUUAUUAUAAAUCAUCAACACCAUCAUCAUUAUCAACAACUGGUAUAACUUCAAAUAGUGAUCAUGAUGAUCAAGUACCAAUGAAACGUUUAGAAGAUUUUGUUAAUAAUUAUUGUCGUCAAGAUGGUCUUUUAUUAUUACGUAUUAUUAAAAAAAAUACAAAUAAUGUUAUUGCUGGUGAAGUUAUUUGUGCUUUAUGGGAUAAUUGGAAAGUUAUGCCACAAAUUCGUUUUAAUGCAUCAUUAGAAUCAGAUCAUUGUGAACAAAUGAUGAGUUUAGGUAUGAAAAGUCCAUUAAAACAACGUGAUGUAGGUGACGUUAAUGAAAAAUUAUUACCAACAAUGUGA
Rotaria sordida is the source of this 1338-nucleotide messenger RNA. NCBI's taxonomy places the organism in Eukaryota, Metazoa, Rotifera, Eurotatoria, Philodinida, Philodinidae. The record is from the annotation of a GenBank genome assembly.